Aethalodelphis obliquidens (Pacific white-sided dolphin) is the source of this 6462-nucleotide messenger RNA. It is a transcript of the gene CUNH16orf95, whose product is annotated as chromosome unknown C16orf95 homolog. The transcript has 31 exons. Lineage: Eukaryota; Metazoa; Chordata; Mammalia; Artiodactyla; Delphinidae. The record is from RefSeq and is a predicted model, not a curated record.
GGACAGGGCGCAGAGAGGCGGACGGUCUGAGGGAGGAGUGACACGCCUGGGCCAGUCCCCGCUUUCGUCACCGCCGUCAUCAUGAGCUUCGUCACCCCCCUCUCCACGACUUAGAGUCGCGGCGGGCACUUCCGGGAGCCCUCGGGUGUCGGUCUGUCAGCGCGCACUCACCCCGAGCGCGUCAUGACAGGGAAAGAAGCACAUUUCAAACUUUUGGGGAAGAAGUGUGUUCCAUAGAUCAUUCGAUGUGCCCUGUCCCCAGCUCUGUUCACCGAGAGCCCAUCUGCUGUGAGUGUCAGGCCAAAUUUGGGGGCCGCCUGCCGGUGCGCAGGGCUGAGGCAGUGCUGCCUUACUGGGUCCCUCUGUCCUUGAGACCCCGAAAGCAGAUCCAAAAGAUGGUCUGGUUUUACGUCCCCCAAACCACCAAGGCAUGCCCCUGCCCAUGCCACCACUCUGGGGGCCGCCUCCUGCUGCGUAGGGAUCAGGCUGUGAUGCCCUACUAGGUGCCCCAGGUCCUGAGGUCUCACAAGAAGGUGGUGAAAAGGCAGCAGAGUUUUAAAGGCAUCCCAGUGAACCCAGAGAAGACUCAGACUCUACCAGUUAUCAACAUUGGCUCUCAGGAAGAAACCAAUUUGCAACCUGGGGUUAGGUGGUAUCUGAAGUGUUUUUUAAGCUCUACUCUUCAAGUCCCCCUGGACGUGCGCUCUGGGUACAACCGCUGGAGAAUCUGUGAUGGUGAAGGGCGCCGUCUCCUCAAGUGGCAGCAGCUCCAGGCCCUUCACCAGGCUGCGCCGCUGUCCCCAGGGCAGCCAGCAAGCCUCCCGGCCUCCCUCCUACCCCUCAGCCUCAGCCUCCUGAUCGUCCUCCAGGCCCUACUGAGUGUCAUCGUGGCCCUCCGCUUCCUCCCACGAGCCUCGACCCCUCUAGCAGGGGAGCGGGCACCGUGUGAAAUUCUCUGAAUUGCACAUGGGGGAACCUUGCCCCAUCUCCAACUGAAGGGGCCAGAGGCUAAUUGGCAGGCCUGGCCGCAUCCUGUAUCAGCCCCACGGACGUGCACGCGGGCCUGGGAGCCGGGCGCUGCCGGGAAACGCGUGCUCCUUCUCUCUAUGUGUUACAGGCCCCGUGGUUCACCGUCUGCUCGGAAAUUGGAGUGGCUCCGUCACUAUACAUUUCCACCAGAAAAGGGUGAGAGUUCCCACUUCUGUGCAUCUUCACCAGCACUCGGCAUUGUUAAUAAAACUUGGUUUUCGAGCGUUUCACUGCCCCAGGAGGGCAGUGGGCCCCAUGUCCAAUUCAUCAAGUGCCUAAUGAGUGGCCUCGGAGGUCCUGGCCCACCCAUUCCAGAAGCUCUCUCUGCCUCGUAAAGGCUCUUUUGCCUUCGCCAAGUUGUCGGGAUCCUGCCAACUCCAGGCUUGGGCUGUGUCUGCCCCAACAUGGAUGGGAAGCUAGAAUCUGAGCACCAAGAGCUCGAGGCAGAAGAAUUUCAACAGUUACACUGCACACUUGCUGGAGGAUCGCAGGCUCAAAGCAGAGAGCUAGUGAUUUUGCCAGCUUCCUGGAUGUGCAUUCUGGUUCUGCACAAAGAGCCACAUUCCUUCUGGAAUCGGGACCAGGACACAGAGAGACAGCAGCAGUCACUGGAAACUGUCGUGAGGAUUUGAGAUUGUGAAUGAGAAGGCUGGGCCCCUAGCGUAUGCGAGAUGGACGAUUGGGUCGUGGCCAUCUGUGGGCCACUUCCCGGAGCCCAGGAACAAACGGGCCGAGGGGCCUCCUGGCAUCACAUCUCGGCCACCUACGAGAGGGGUGACCCCGGAUGUUAGCAGACGUCACUCAGGCAGAAGCUUGGAGGAGCUCUUACCCAUGUCCACUAGUCCUCGUGUGCCUCUGCUGUCUGUGUGAGCAGGGCCUGAGCUGCUCGGCUGAGGAAGGAUGGGAGACGCCCAUUCAUCCCAGCAGAACUACAGACAUGCCCACGGGAUGGUGAUUUUCCUCAGCCAGCGGGUUCCUGUGUGACUUGAGUGCAGCAGAACCACCGGAGAGGACUUGGACAGACCUUCUCCGUUCUGCUGUUCCCGGAAGGACAAUGGAAGCGGUUACCAACAGCCGUAUUCUUGGGGGUGCUUUCGCCGCCCCUCACAUCAUCCGGACAGCUGUCUAUUUACACGGUUGGCCCAGUGGGAAGACUGACCUUAUUUCGAUUCUCCUACUGAGAGUGACGACUCAGCCUCAAGCAUCAGGGCUGCCGUGAUCACAUGAGACACGGAGUUCAGCUUCUGCAGUGACCCCUGGAAGAGGAAGCAACUGGACGUUUCCUCUGCACAUUGUCUUGUGCAAAGAUACAAGGGAGAAGUUUCCUUGGUGCUGCUACGCUGCCAUCAUUUGCUGCCCGCAUUCAUGUCGGAAGCAACAUAUAUGAUUCAGCGAGAGGGAGGCUUAAGCCUGACAGACUCCACCUCCUGCUACACUGCACUCUACCCCCAGGACAGUGACGCCCCGAGGGAAGGGUCCAUUUCUCUCCAUCUCUGCGCCUACACAGCCCUGCACGCACGUGGGCCCGGAUGAUUCCUGGAGGAAGCUACCUCUUUGAGAUCCUCUCUACGCAAGUCUUCCCUGGGGCUGAUCCCGUCGAGCUGGAUGUGACCGAAGUCUUGUUCUAUCAGAUGUUGAAGGUUUAACGUCAGUGAAGGCUGUGGUAGAAAACAUCUCACAGGAAACAGCUGGCUUCUCCUAUCUGCUUCAUCAUUCAAUCUGGUGCAUAUGAAAAAAGCCUGGCCACACACACAGAUAUGGAUUUGGAAAUUAAGAGAUGUCAGCAUUCCUGUGGUCUGCCGAUCACCUCCUGUAUCCAUCAUGGUCCCACCAGGAAAGCAGCCUCCGCCAGAGCUGGGGUCCACCAGUGAGAGUGCCAGCCGGAGACUGGAGAGGGGGAAGCGGGACCCUCUCCUCCCUGAAUGAUACGCUUGUCUUCUGGGGAACGUCCGCGAUGUGCAGAACGCAGACGGAGGACUGAAUUCAGAUGGCAUGAAAAUUCACCUGGUUUUGCCACGUUCCCGUUCACCUGCCUCCUUGCACACCUGAGUUCAGGAGCCUCAUCCUUCCACUAGAGGGCGUGGCGUCAUAGAUGCCAACUGUGCCACCUGGGCUGUCCCAGUGUUCUGACCUCAGCCCUUGAGAAGCAGGUCCUGUCCAGCGUUCCCUCACCAACGGACACCAGGGCCGUGCAACACAACCACCCACUGCAGGCCGUCAGCAAACGGGCUGAAUGAAGGGCGGUCAUUAUCACAGCGAGAGGCCAACUGCCAGGCGUCCCACCCAUCCCUGAGACUCGACUCCGCAAUGGAAACCCUGCCGGGCAACACAGAAUGAGCCCAGGCGGUGCUGCGGACGAAGGCUGUCCCCUUAGUGGUGACCACGAGGUGCAAAGCCCCUGCCAACCGUGUGUGGACUUGCAGCCUGGGCAAGAAGCAGAACAUUCCGGUAGUGGAGUAACCCAAAAGGCAACGUCCCCAUCGAGCCAAGGACGUUCGUGGCUGUCUCUGCAAGGCCCUCGCUCACUGCUGGCACGCGCGGUUGAACUGCAGGCGGCCCCGAGCCCACCGCCCGGUGAGGAGGUAGGGAGGCCAUCCAGCGAGCACGGGGCAAUGGCAGAGGGGCUGUUUGCGCCGUUGGUUCCAGUCCAAGCUAGAAUGGCAUUCAGAGCAGAGAGAGUUUAUUUAAAGGACCCGAAAGGUUAAACCACUCAGUGUUCUGCAGAGUUAAAUCAGACGUGUUUUUAGCAGUCUAGGCAAGUUUGACCUGGGCCGUAUGGGUCUCAUAAUUUAUCCUACAGUCGGACGUCUCUUGAUUCCAGACUAUAGAGCAAAAUGCUGAGCAGGGAGCGGAAACCGUGAACGCACAUCUCUGGAGGCCGGCUCUGUGCCGUGCAUCCUCCAUAUGCAGCUCCCUGACCUCCCAGAACUCGGGGAGGGGGGGUUGUUACUGUCCCUCACAGAUGGGGAAACUGAGGUACCGGAGGGAGGAAGCCAGUGGCCUCAGGCGUCACAGCAGCAGGGGGCGGAGUGGGGCUCUGGAGCCAGGCUGUGAUCCCAGCAUCCAAGCUGCCUUCCCGUCAGCCUCCCGAUGAAUCUGAAUCUGCAUCUCCAGCCAGUCUCGCUCCUGGGCUCUUCCUGGGCUCUGCUCUUUGCUCCUCUGGGCCUCGGACAGGUCUCCUCCGAUACCUCUGUUACUGCAGACUCAGCGGGUUUAAAACUGACCCUGACCUUCACCAUGGAAGGGCCACCCACUCGUCCUACUCCAGACGACACUGGGAUCAGACGGGCGAUGGGCCCCACCCGAGGCCCCGGCCACGCAUCCCGGGCUGUGUCCCUAAAUUGCCGCCUGGAGCCUGCGACCCAUGCAGAUGCGCAGCCGCCAGCGUACCCCUGCUGAUCUGAAUCACCAAGUUUCAGCUCUGGCAUGUAAACAGCUCGGCAUCACUUCCAUUCUUACCACAAGAAAAAUCCUGAACAACCUGAAGAUCGAUGACUUUUCUCGGACACGUCAGAGAAUUGGGGUCAAAGGGCAAACCAUCAGAAGGUCUAUUUCGGCAGUGAGAUGGGGGCAUGGCACCCAGCUCCCUGAUUCACGGGCUCCUCGGAGUGUGAGAUGAGAUCAGAAAGGCAAAGCAUCUGAGCAAAGUGAAGGAUGCUCUGAAAGACAUGUGAUUAUCCUCUUCAAAUUCCCACUCAGCUGCUAAUCAGCCAUGUACACUUGACUUUCAGUUUUAACACAGGAGAGAAUCAGAUUUGGUGGUCUUUAAGGUCUGACAUUUUAGAAUCUGCUUUUGCUGUCCCCACCCUGAGUCUUCUCUACGUGGUCUGAAGCUACUUAACUGUAAGUUUAAACAAAUGAGCUGGAAUACUAUCGGGACACUGUCAUUUUUGCAUGAAUGCACUGCAGAUGAGUGUGUGAAACAUUAUUGAGAGAAAUGUUUAUGUUUCAACAUGAUCAUGAUAAGACAUGGAUUGCGGCUGAGUUUGCUGAUGUGAAAUCACUGAGGGGGAAGAAAACUGAAAGUGUUUUAAAAAAAUUUUCACAUUAGGUGAAUGUGUGGGAGGACCUAAUUUCUAGCAACACAACCUCAGAUGGUGUUGGAAAAGAUAGAGAUUGGAGUGGGUGACUUUUUAGGAAGAAGGACCAUGUGUUAAGAAUGCUUCCUUGCCAGCCCCUCUCUACACAUCUCCCAAAGCCAGCCCAAGACCAGUUAAGCAGAGAGUCAUCAACCAACGUUUUUGACAAAAGGCCAUGACUUUUGCACCUUUGCCAUAUCAUUAUACCUUGACAUUGAGUUCUUGACAUGCUGUGCUUGAAAUGUACAACUUUUAGCUAAUUAGAAGACUAAAAAAUGCGACUUAAUGAAUUCAAGACUUGUUUAUGCUAACCUGGCAAGGCGUUUGGCAGUGAAAAAGUGUGAUUUGGUGAACAUCUGAUUACGAGCCGUGUGGAAUUCCAUGUGCGGAGAGGCUGGGUUGGAUCGGAUUUUUAUUGAAGUGUUCUCUAGUAUGUGAACUAAUUUCCGACUACUUCAUAAAGACCCCUAAGCAGGGUUGACAAAGGAUUUAUCAUAAUUAUUGCUCUGGCCAGGAACAUGAUUAUAAGUGAUACACGUGUAAAUUGUGUUUAUAAAGUUUCCGAGUCACAAUUAAAACAUGCUGUAAUUUUUCUUCCUUUUCCCUUUUUUUCCUCCUAGUGAUGACUUGCCUUUAAAAACUUCCUUUUUUCUCCCUCAAAUUAAUACCUGCCAGAGAUUUCCUUUGGACAGAACAGACUCCCAACACAUACCCGUACACAUUCUUAAGAAGCUUUUGAUCUGCCAUUUUUUCAAACCCGCCCCCUGAAAAAGUAGUUCAGCUAUCAAUACUUUACAUAACCCUUCUGUCAAAGCCACAAGCUCAAAGUAAUUUGCAAAUGCCAUUCAAUACUCAUUCAGUGCUUAGCACAAGCCAUUUUAAAAUCAUAGAGUACACUGAGAACAUGUCAAAAAGGAACAGAAUGGGGUUCAGAGGGCUGAGCAGAAGGAAGGUAGGAAGAAGAAAGGAAUGUGUUAAGAGCCAGGGUAGAAAUAUCACUAUAGGGAAUUCCCUGGCGGUCCAGUGGUUAGGACUCAGCGCUUUCACUGCCGAGGCCCAGGUUCAAUCCCUGGGUGGGGAGCUAAGAUCCCACAAGCUGUGCAAUGUGGCAAAAAAAAAAAAAAAUCACUAUGUUGUUUGUUGGGCAUAAAGUUCUAUACAAUUCUACUAGAGCAAACUUAGUUAUUAUGUUAUUGUCCAUAUAUGUAUUAUUUUUGUCUCUUUGAGCUCUCAGGGUCUAAAAGUGUGUAUUUAAACAUCUCCAGGGGGCUUCCCGGGUGGUGCAGUGGUUGAGAGUCCGCCUGCCGAUCCAGGGGACACGGGUUCGUGCCCCAGUCUGGGAAGAUCCCACAUG